UAUCAGUUCCUGUUUCCUUACGAGCAGCCGCUCAAAGUCCACCUGCAUGACCAGAGAAACAAGCUGGGGUCAAACUGUUUCUCCCUCUCCAUGCCUCAGAAGGACUGCGUGAUUAUUUCUUUCUCAAUGAAUCACCAAAAUCAGCCCACAGCAUGAAAAGCUGGAGCAGCAAACUCAAGAGACAAGACUCUGGCAGUGUGGUCGAGUCCUCCUCUAGCAAAAGGAACUCCAUUAGUGGCCCACCAGUGCCUGUGUGGGUUACUCACACACCCACACCAGAUAAUAUCACAAAUGAUGGUGAUACUAACUCCACAGGCCGAACUUCCAGCACUCCACCGUACGCUGAGAAGGAGGACAGUAAAGGAAGCAUGAAGGACAGACUGAAAUCCCUCAUCCCUCAGUCAUGGGGAGGCAUCAUCCCUAAAUCGACAAAAGAGAGUGACAGUUUUAACGACUCUGAAGCCAGCAGCAGUACGAUCCAGAUCCUGCCCAAUGGGACCAGGGUGAGUCCUCCUGUAAGUCCCCUGCUGGAGCGCAGGAACUGGGCUGAAUCACUUGGCAACUCCAGCCAGAACUCUCAUAAGCCUUUGUUAAGGGAGAGCCCGUCUGAUGAUCUCUUGUAUCAGGGCCCACGAGAAGAAUCUCUCCUGACCAGUAUCCACCCUGCAGAGUACUACGCUGAGAAGCUGGAGGUCUAUAACCUGAAGUACGCUUACUUGAAAUCCUGGCCAGGGUUGCUCAGACUUCUUGCGGGACUUCAGCUCCUUUUUGGGGGCAUGGUCUUUGCCUGCAUCAUCGCGUACAUCCAGAAAGACAGUGAGUGGUCCAACAGCUACGGACUCUAUAACGGUGCGUAUAACAAUGGGCAAGGCAUAUCUGGAUACAGCUACAGAGGCCCCAUGACUCCCUUUGUACUGGCUGUAGCUGGAGUCUCCUGGAUUAUAACCCUCAUUAUUUUAGUGAUGGGAAUGACGAUGUAUUAUCGCACCAUCCUCCUCGACGCGCCCUGGUGGCCUCUGACGGAGGCCUUCAUCAACGUGGCGCUGUUCCUGCUCUACAUGGCGGGUGGGAUUGUCUACCUGAACGACUUGAACCGCGGGGGGCUGUGCUACACGGCAAUAGGCAUUAACCCCAUCGUUGCCAAUCUGUGCCGGGUUGAUGGGGGACAGAUGGCGGGAACGGCUUUCAUCUUCAUCAACAUGGCGAUGUAUCUGGGAAGCUUCCUGGUGUGUCUGAAGAUGUGGAGGCAUGAGGCUGCACGAAGGGAGAGAGAGUACUUUGAGAACAAGCCCCAGGAGUCCAUCCCACUAACCCCUCAAAAAACAAAGCACAUAUCAUUCAAGGAUGAAACAGAUAAGUCUCUGAGUAAAGAUUAUCUAAAUCAGAAUCCAGUCAGUGUGAACAGAGCCCCAGCGUCUGAAUACACCCCCAAAGUACACAUCAUCGCCGACUACAUCAUAAAGUAUCCAGAGAUCAGCUGUGUGGAAGAAAGGGAAAAAUACAAAGCAGUCUUCAAUGACCAGUAUCAGGAAUACAAGGACCUCCACAGAGACAUCGGCAUCACCCUCGAUAAGUUCAGACAGCUGGAUGCAGUGAUGGCACGACUCCCCAGAGAUGGAAAAAGCCAAGAGGAUCGGCAGAGGAUUCAAAGCAUUUUGAAGAAGUAUCAGCAGAAAAAGAGUGAGCCUGGCUUCCUAGAGAAAAAGGAGCGCUGUGACUAUUUAAAAGCUAAAUUAAGCCACAUCAAAAACAGAAUACGCACUUUUGACCAGGAAGCCAUGGGAAAUGGUCGGGCAUGAAGACGAACAGAGAGAGAUACCUGCAGCACCUGAUGAGUGGACACAACAAAUAACCUUUCUGUCAUUGUUUUUUUUUUGUCAGUAUAUUGAUCGUAUUGAAUAUAUAUUCAUUUUGAAUGAAAAGCAUAUUGGACACUUUUUGUAUUGGCAUCAACAUGACAUGAAACCUGGUUUAUAACACCUGAGCUACAGCAUUAUAAGGGCUAAAUGUUACACGCCUUUUGUGUACAACUUUCAUUACAUGUCAUCUCAUGAUUUCUUGUUAUAUUCCUGUCAUUUGUGUCACCGCGGAGGAACAACAUGUUGAUUCAGUGUAUGUUUUAAAUCAAAACUCUGUCAGUGAUUGCAAUUUUUAUUAAAAAAAUAAGUUUGUGUGAUACAGGUUCUUUUUUUACUAACGCGUAUUGCUGUUUCAUAUUUGCACUGCCCCUUUGUGUUUUCUCUACAACAUUUUUGGCUCUGCGUAGACAGUUAGUUUAUCUUACCUAUGUGCGCUACUUUGAUUGCUCCUACCUCCUAGGUGAUCCAUGAUUUUUUAUUGUCCUUCAGC
Molecule: messenger RNA, 2349 nt
Organism: Anarrhichthys ocellatus (wolf-eel)
Lineage: Eukaryota; Metazoa; Chordata; Actinopteri; Perciformes; Anarhichadidae
Product: MARVEL domain-containing protein 2-like
Exons: 6
Coding region: 153-1799 (548 amino acids)
Biological process (GO): bicellular tight junction assembly
Cellular component (GO): bicellular tight junction; cytoplasmic vesicle; apical plasma membrane
Source: RefSeq, a predicted model, not a curated record